Molecule: messenger RNA, 2941 nt
Organism: Girardinichthys multiradiatus
Lineage: Eukaryota; Metazoa; Chordata; Actinopteri; Cyprinodontiformes; Goodeidae
Gene: ggps1
Product: geranylgeranyl diphosphate synthase 1
Exons: 4
Coding region: 1314-2261 (315 amino acids)
Biological process (GO): isoprenoid biosynthetic process
Molecular function (GO): prenyltransferase activity
Source: RefSeq, a predicted model, not a curated record
CUCUCCGAAGAACACAAAGUAACUACUCGCUGUGUAACAUGGAAGAGGGCGACUUUCCUCCCCUCCGUGGCUCUGCACAGAUAACACGGAUAAUGUGGUCGUUUAAUACUCGCUGAAGAGCCUCACGGUGCUCUGCCUCCGCCGUCUGCACUGCACUGACUCUACCAACAGUACAGCAAAGGGAUGACGCCAUUUCUGUAGCUGACAGUCGGACAGAAAGGAGAACACCAGCGCAGGGGCGCUAAAUAUUGCUGGGACCCAUGCACACAAUUCACCCACCCAUGCUUAGAGAUCAUUUCUCUCCGAGACAAAUCUCUUUUGUCUUUUUUUUUUUUAACUGUUCGUUUUCGCUCUGUGGUCUCGGCGCAGCUGCUCUCUGCAGACUACACACGACAGGAAAAAAAUAAAAAAAAUAUAAAAAAAAAUAAAUAAAUAAAGCGAUAAUAACUCCGCUAAACACAGUCACAAAACGUCUAUUUAAACAUGUCACGUCGUUAAACCGUUACGCAGCGACAGCGUUGAGUUAAACAAAGUGAGAGGGGGAUGAAAACUCACUUUACUUGCUCUCAAAAUGUUCUCUUUAUCGACAGCUCCGACAUUUCGCGGACUGUUUUUGAUUGAGCUUGUUUCUGACAAAGAAACAACUCGACGGAGCGGUUUUGCAGCAAGGUCAAGCCCGAGGAAAGAAUCGUCUCGGUUCCCCCGCCCGACGUUUUUUAUUUUUGAGUGAAGAGCCAAGGUCGGCAGCCCCGCAUUUCUGUGGCUCGGAAUGAUCGCGGAGGAUACGAGAUCAUCCGCCCCAGACGGUUCAGCGAGAGAAUGACUGACCGCCGCCGACAAAACACGGCUAGUCCAGAAACAUGUCCGUCUAAACCUCAUUUACUGGUUGAUUCCUUUCCAUAUUCUUUAUCAGAAAUGUGCUGGUCACGCACACAUCCACCGGGACUUCUCCCCUCGAAUCGGAUCGCAUCAGAUUGGGUUGCUCGGUACAAACGAAGCAGCCCAUCUGCUCCAGCCUACACCGGGACAAGUCGAUGAUGAGAAGCUAACGACACCGAUGGCACAAAAGAACCCCCUGACAGUGCAGUUUACCUGUUAAACUACGCUGUUUGCCCGCUGUUCGACGACUCGCAUCCCGCAGUCAUGUAAAACAGAAAGAAAAAAACAAAACACCUUCAACGAGUCCCCCCUGAUUGUUUCGAAUAAUAUUACUUUCCAACGUCCGUGACAGGCGCUGCUCGACUACAGUCUCCCCGAGGAUUCCUCCGCUCAGCAACACAACACUACGUUUAAAGGAGAGUUAUCUGGAAGCGAUGGACGGUUCCUCUAAACUUGCUUCUGACCGAAUUUUGCUAGAACCAUACAAGUACUUAUUGCAGCUGCCAGGAAAACAAGUAAGGACAAAACUCUCCCAAGCAUUUAACCACUGGCUUAAUGUACCAGAAGACAAACUGCAGGUGAUCAUUGAGGUGACGGAGAUGCUGCACAACGCCAGCUUGCUGAUAGAUGACAUUGAGGACAACUCAAAGUUGCGUCGAGGCUUCCCGGUGGCACACAGCAUCUACGGCAUUCCCUCGGUGAUCAACUCUGCCAACUACGUCUACUUCCUGGGGUUGGAGAAGGUGCUGACCCUGGAGCACCCCGAGGCGGUGCGGGUGUUUACCCGCCAGCUGCUGGAGCUGCACCGCGGCCAGGGCCUGGACAUCCACUGGAGGGACACCUACACCUGCCCCACGGAGGAGGAGUACCGCCACAUGGUGCUGCAGAAGACCGGGGGCCUCUUUGGCCUGGCCGUGGGCCUGAUGCAGCUCUUCUCAGACUGGAAGCAGGACCUUAAACCACUCCUGGACACACUGGGCCUCUUUUUCCAGAUCCGGGACGACUACGCCAAUCUGAGCUCCCAUGAAUACAGCGAGAACAAGAGUUUCUGUGAGGACCUGACUGAGGGCAAGUUCUCAUUUCCAACUAUUCAUGCCAUUUGGUCGCGUCCGGAAAGCACCCAGGUGCAGAACAUCCUGAGGCAGCGCACAGAGAACAUGGACAUUAAAAAAUACUGCGUGGACUACCUGGAGAAGGUGGGCUCGUUCGCCUACACCCGUCAGACCCUGCGGGAUCUGGAGGCUGAGGCCUACCGCCUCAUUAGGGAGUUUGGGGGGAACCCUCAACUGGAGAGCCUGGUUAAACAGCUCAGCUGCAUGCAUAAUGAAGCCGAAGCCUCAGCAGAAUACAGCAGAGAGCCACACUUGAGCCAAAACCACUGACCCCCCCCCCCCCCCCCCCCCCGACACUCCAUCAUGUUCCCAUUUUCCUAAACUCAGCAGAUUAGCCGAUGCACAUUCCUGAAGAGCUCCAAACUUACUGCUGUGUUUUAAUCAGACCGCUGUGACAGCAGCGAGCUGAUUUGAGUAGAGGAGCUCCAAAUAUUACUUUUUUCUGAGCUCAAAUGUGGCUUAAAAUAGUCUCCAUGGCUAAUUCUUACAUCAGAAGUGCUGCAGUGCUCUCAGGAAUAAAGAUCAAGCAGCAAAACUAGAGUCAGUUUUUGCUUUACCACUUGACAAGAUUUUUAGAAAAUCUUGAAAGCCUUUGUUUUGAUGCACACUCCAGUGGAUCUAAGUGCUUUUUGUCUGUUCCAGUUAACACUGUUAAUUGAGUGAAUGUUGUUUUGACUUAAAUCUCUUAACUAAACCCGUAUCCAUCUGAUUUGAGGUUCCUUAAUGACUAAAUCAGCAGGACGCCAAACCUGCAGUCAACUGUGCAGCUGUUGAGUCUGAUUGCUGUGUAACAAUACUGGCUUUACGUGCGCAGUUAUGAGGUUUCUCCUGCAGAUGUUUUACAGCACAAAUCCCCACAGUUGCUGUGAUGCUCACAUAUUUAUAUAUUGCCACUGCUGUAAUCUUGGAUCUUGUUUGCACCUGUUGAAUAAAAAAUAUUUAAUGAUAAA